AAACCGAGGUAAGUAUUACAACCACUCCCUCUAUCUUAUCAUCUCAAAUCUCUAAUUUGGAAGAUAUAGUAAAUGAGAAUGGCGAAUUUUCAGAAAUCGUAAAUAUAUUUGAUAGCUUUUCAGAUUCUAACUCUGAUGGUAAUAAAAUCUGUUCUAGGUUUUGUAAAAGAUAUAAGAAAAAAACUGGACUCGAUCCCUGGAUAAAGUCUGAAACCUCUGAAAUCUCACCAAUCGAAAAGACUGAUAACUACCUUUCACAGGAUUGUGUUAUCAAAAUUUCUAAAUUUCCAGAAGAAAAAAGUAUAAUCCAUGAAACAGUAUAUAAAUGCUUCCCUUUCUUGUCUUACACUAAUUCGAAUGCAUGGUAUCAAGAUGUGUUUAAAUAUACAGAUCCAGAAGCCAAAUGUCCGAUAUGCAAAGAAGUACAUACACGUUUAGGAAUAUGGAAUGACUGGAGCUGUCUAGAGUUUACCGGAAACUCAGGGAGGGAUACCAAACAAAAUCCACCUUUAUUAACCAGAGAUUGGCUUACGCCAAUAUGCCAUCGACAUAAAAUGGAUCCCAAGAAAUUUUCAGUUAUUACAGAGGCUGAGAAAAAAAGAUGGACCAUGGGAUGCUUCCUUGGUGAUCUGGAGAGAGAUAUAUGCUGUUAUCGUGGAGAAAUAAAAAGGAAUGAAGAUACUAGAAAAUACCAUAAAUUUUUAACAGAUCGGGAUAGAUCCAUACUUUUAGAUCAUAAAUAA
This is a messenger RNA of Diversispora eburnea, 743 nucleotides long. Lineage: Eukaryota; Fungi; Glomeromycota; Glomeromycetes; Diversisporales; Diversisporaceae. The record is from the annotation of a GenBank genome assembly.